Lodderomyces jiufengensis is the source of this 2814-nucleotide messenger RNA. RefSeq lists its product as uncharacterized. The transcript has a single exon. Bases 1 to 2814 code for a protein of 937 amino acids. NCBI's taxonomy places the organism in Eukaryota, Fungi, Ascomycota, Pichiomycetes, Serinales, Debaryomycetaceae. The record is from RefSeq and is a predicted model, not a curated record.
AUGAUAAAUUUUAAAUUAUUAAAUAUUAAUAAUAAAGAAGAAGAUGAAGAAAUUAAAAUUAAUAAAAUAAAUAAUAAAUAUUUUCCAAUUUUAAAAAGAAGAGAUUCAAAUUCAACAAUUUCUUCUUCAACUGAAGAAUUAACAUCAACAAGUAAUACUCCAACAAUUACUCAAUCACUACUGACUACUUCAUCAAAUAAUAAUAACCGAAACUCACUAAAUAAUAAUAAUUUACAAUCACAAUCACAAACUCAAACUGAAAAUAAUAAUUUAAUUUCUUCUACAACAUCACUGCAUAUAAAUCAAGAUUUAACUACUAAUAAAAUUUCAUCAAUUUCAAAUUCAUUAAAUAGUUUUUUUACUUCUUCUACUACUCCUUCUUUUUUAUCAUCAUCAUCAACAACAGUGUCGUCUAUUACUUCAACUAAUCAACCAACCUCAACCUCAACAACCCAACCAACGACACAAUCUCAACAACAACAAUCAUCUUCAACUAUUGAUGAUAAUUCUGAAAGUUCUAUUACUUCAAAUACAUCUUUAGCAAAUCCUUCAACUACAUCUAUAAAUUCAAAUUCUAAUACAGAUACUUCAACAAGUAGUAGUAAUACAAAUCCUACAACUACCACUACUUCCAGUUCUAACUCAAGUUCAAGUUCAUCUAAUACUCCUACAACUACUUCACAAUCUACAACUUCAUCAUCUAACACUUCACAAACUACAACUUCAUCAUCUAGUACAUCAGAAUCUGAUACAAUGUCAAAUACUACUACUUCAUUAAUUGAACCAACAAGUACUCAAUUAUCACAAUCACAAUCUUCAAGUAUUGGUACUACCACUCAAUCAACAAGUUCUUCAAGUUCUUUACCUUCUUCAUCUUCAUCAUCAUUAUCAGGAACUUCAUUAUCAUCAAUUAGUAGUGAAAGUUUGAGUUCAAGUUCAAGUUUUCCUGAUAGUUCUUCUACUAUACCAUCUUCUUCAUCUUUAAUUACAACUUCAAGUUCUAGUUCUUCAUUUAUUGCACAAAGUAGUUCAAUUAGUUCAUUUAUCGAUUCAUCAUCUUCAUCAAGUUUUGAUUCAUCUUCAAGUAGUGGCGUUGCAAGUUCAUCUUCUAGUAAUGUACCUUCAUCUACGGAAAGUUCAAGUUCAUUAGUUUCUCCAUCAUCAACAACAAGUGAUUCAUCAAUUUCUAGCUCAUCAACAGUAUCAUCUAGUUCAGAAUCCAGUUCACAAUCAUCAUCAUCUCAAUCUUCAAGUUCAGUAGCUGCAUUAACCACAUCUUCAAGCUCUUCUAGAGCUUCUUCUAGUUCAUCAACAAGAUCUUCAUCACAACCAUCUUCAACAUCUAGCGCAUCCUCAUCAAGGGAUUCAUCAUCAUCAUCAAGUACAACAGAUGCUCCUUCUUCUACUACUUCAAAUAAACAUAGUUCGAUUUCAUCAUUUACUUCAUCAUAUACAUCUGUUAUAACUAAUCCAGAUACUACCAUUACAACAGUUGUAGCUAUUCCAACAUCAACUAUAGUAUCAGCUAAUAAUAAUUCUACAUCAGAAAGAAAUUCAAAAUUAAUUGGAGGAUUAGUUGGUUCAAUUGGUGGUACAAUAGUUAUAGCUAUUUUAGUUGUUUUGUUUCUUUUUUUCAAAAAGAGAAGAAGAAAUAAUGUUACAAAUCAAUCACCAGAUUUUGUAGGUGGAGGAUCAGGUCCAAAUAGAGGUAAUGUAGAUGAUGAAGAAGAAGAAGAUACUAGUUUAGAUGAUAAAAAUGAUCAAAUUUAUCAUGAUUCACCCAAUGGUGAUAUGCAACAAUCUAAAAUGGGAUGGAUUAAAAGUAUGUUUAAUAGAGGUGGUAAUGGUGGUGAAAUUAAUUCUUCACAUCUGAAUUUAUUGCCUGGUUCAGGAGGUGGAGGUGGAAGUGGAGGUGGUGCAUAUUCUGGUACUAAUUCAGGUACUGGUGCUGGUGCAACAACUUUGGGUGCAGGUUUAGCAGGUGCUGGAGCAUUAAAUAAAUUUAGAUCGUUUAGAAAUCCUCAAAAGCAAGAAGACUUGGAAAAUCAAAAUGGUUAUGGAUCAAUAUUAAUGAACCACCAUCAAAUUCAAAAAGAAGAUAUAAAUGAUGGAUAUGCUUAUCGUGGAGUAACAAAUUCAAAUAAUUUAGAUUCAGUAUUUAGAUCAUCACAACCAACAACAAGUUCAACAGCUCAUAAUUCAUCUAUAUACCCUAAAAAUUCAACUAGAGGUUCUUCUAUUUCUGGUUAUGGUGGUGGAUCAUCGUCAGUUAGUGGUAGUGAUACUUUUGGAGGAAGUGGAACUAUAGUUAAUUCAGAUAAUGGAUUUAAUAAUGGUAAUGGUGAUAAAAAUCAAUUACCUACUAGAAUGAAUUCUUAUGGACAUCCAUUAGCUAGUCCUAAUGAUUUUAAUUUCCAAGAACAUCCUUACGUUGCAACUGGAGCUGGUGGAUUAACAUCUAAUCAAAAUCAAAAUCAACAACAACAACUAGAUUCUAAAAAAUCAGAUCCAUCAUCAAAUUACGACACAGAUAAUGAACAACAUCAUGAAGCAUCAAGUAGUUCGGAUGAAGAUGAUUUCCAUCCAUCUGAUUAUGAUGAUGAAUCAUUUAUAUUACCUAAUGAUUCUACUCAUUAUACAAGAUUAUCAUCACAUCAAAAUCAACCUAAAGAAAAUAGAGAAACUGCUAGAAGUGGUGGUGGUCAAUUACAAGGUCAAGAAUUUGUUGAAAGACCAUCUAUUCAUAAUGUAUUUGAAAAUGAUGGAUUUGGAUCUAAUAAUUCAUUAUCUAGAUUUCAUGAAGAUAUAUCUUAA